Molecule: messenger RNA, 1988 nt
Organism: Anguilla rostrata (American eel)
Lineage: Eukaryota; Metazoa; Chordata; Actinopteri; Anguilliformes; Anguillidae
Gene: echdc1
Product: enoyl CoA hydratase domain containing 1
Exons: 6
Coding region: 140-1066 (308 amino acids)
Biological process (GO): fatty acid beta-oxidation
Cellular component (GO): cytosol
Molecular function (GO): catalytic activity
Source: RefSeq, a predicted model, not a curated record
ACGUUACCAAAUUCUUUCGUCGACCACCACCUAGCGUCGUUCAUUUAUGAGAUACAUCAUUUCAUGUAUUCUCUUGUCUUGACUCACAGGGCAGGGCGUUUGGAGACAUCAACUCGGUAAAAGACGAAAGGGACAAAGAAUGUUCUUGCGCUGUGUGGGCAGGCACCUCCUCACAAAUGCCCACAAUGCACUGGGAAUACCCAGCCGAAGAGGAGGGGCAGUGUACGGCAGUGCCUACGCUGUCCAGGAGGAGGAGAUUCGGCAGAAGCUUCAGAGAUUCCCCGGGGGGUCGAUCAACUUGGUCAAGCAGGAGUCUGGGAUCGCCGUUAUGACUAUUAGCAACCCAGCUCGCAUGAAUGCAUUCUCAGGCACCAUGAUGCUGGAGCUGCAGGAUCAUGUGUCCCAGCUGGAGGAGUGGACUGAGGGGAAGGGCCUCAUUGUCCGUGGUGACGCUGGAACCUUCUGCUCCGGUUCGGAUCUGAACGCUGUCCGGGCGAUAUCUGACCCCCAGGAGGGGAUGAAGAUGUGCAUGUUCAUGCAGAAUGUGUUGACCAGGCUGCUCAGACUGCCCCUUAUCUCUGUUGCACUGGUGGAGGGAAGGGCUUUAGGGGGCGGAGCUGAGCUCACUACGUCCUGUGACUUCAGGUUGAUGACAGUCGGCAGUGAGAUCCGGUUUGUACACAAGCACAUGGGCCUGGUGCCUGGCUGGGGUGGAGCUGCCAGGUUGGUGCGGAUCGUGGGGAGCCAGAAUGCCCUGAAGCUGCUGGCCGGUGCGCAGAAGGUGGACCCGGCCUACGCUGAACAGAUUGGACUGUCGGACGGGGUGGUGGGCCCCCAGGAGGGGGAGGCUGCAGAGGCGGGGGUGGCGCUUGGGGAGGCUGAGCAGUGGCUGAGCAGCUUUACCAGAGGCCCUGCCUCUGUGAUCCAGGCAGUGAAGAAGGUGGUGCUCUCAGGAAGAGAGCUCCCCCUGGAGGACGCGCUGAGAACUGAGAGAGAUGUGUUUGGGACCGUCUGGGGUGGACCCGCAAACCUUGAUGCUUUGGCCCGCAAGUCAAAGCACAAAUGAGCCAAAACUAGACCAUAGGGAGGAACAUCGGGGAAUCUAGACCGAGCCUCUCUCUCCCUUCCCUGACCUGAUGAAUAUGUAACCCUGUAACCCCAGUAAAUGCAUUAGAGAAAGGUUUCAUCAUGUAGGGGUAAUUGAAUAUUAGUAAAUAGGUUCUGUUGACAAAUUUCUACUAUAUUCCUAAUGACAUGUUGAAAAUCAUGCAGAUGGGAUCACAAUGAACUACAGCUGAGCCUGGUGUGGCAGGCCCCCAUUUCCAGUCCAUGCAAGUCAUUUGUGUACUGCAUGGUAAGUGGUAAUGUUGGAAACAGAUUAUCAUCACUAUUUUUGCCUGCUCAGCUGUUGAUGGAAUCAACUGGGCAGAAACCUGUAUUUCGAGAUACAGUAAAGUGCCUUUAUUUAAACUCAAACUGUGUUGACUGGUGUGUGUGUAAAACUGUUACUGCACCCAAGGUAACUGCCAGAAUUGAUUUUCCUCUGUAGUGAAGCACAAAGUCUGAAAUGAGGCUCUGAUACUAUACCAACAAACAAGGCGCACUACCUGAACUGCUCCUGGAAUGACAACAGGUGGCACACCAUGUUAAAAGUGCCAAAAGCCAUACCACCCUGCACCAUUCCCAUAGUGCUGAAGCUAUGCAGGUGUGCACUUUGUAAGUAUUUGGAUUUCAGACAGGAAAAAUAGGUCUUGCUGCUGGAAGAGGUGUUUGUGGGCUAACAGGGGACAUCCUUCCCAACAUAGUGAGGGGGCUACAAAAUCCCUUGAAUUCCCAUCCACUUUGAUUUCCCAGUUUGUCAUUGCAAAGAAACCAGAAAUAAGAAUUGCAGAGAAAUCAGUUGAUUUCUUGGUUAACUAAAAGUUAAUUAAAAAAAACUCUGUAACCCUCUUCAGAUAAAGGCAUCCAAUAAAAGCAUCCAAAAGAAA